Eimeria acervulina is the source of this 3804-nucleotide messenger RNA. RefSeq lists its product as hypothetical. The record is from RefSeq and is a predicted model, not a curated record. The coding region runs from base 1 to 3804 and encodes 1267 amino acids. The transcript is spliced from 2 exons. Gene Ontology annotation, molecular function: DNA-binding transcription factor activity; transcription cis-regulatory region binding. NCBI's taxonomy places the organism in Eukaryota, Apicomplexa, Conoidasida, Eucoccidiorida, Eimeriidae. Gene Ontology annotation, biological process: regulation of transcription by RNA polymerase II. Gene Ontology annotation, cellular component: nucleus.
AUGUCGUGUAUUCGGUACCCUCGAGUUGGCGGCAGGAGCAUUGUCUGUACAACAGCAACAGCAGCAGCAGCGGCAGCAGCAGCGGCAACGGACAGCACGCCCACUGUCUCCUGUAAGAUGCUCAUUACCGGAGACUGGCCGUGUGUAGCAGCAGAUGCUGCUGCUGCUGCAACCAAGUGCUGCACUUCGCCUGCAGCUGCUGCUGCUCCUGCUGCUGCAGCUGCUCCUGCAGCAGCAGCCGCAGCAGAAGCAGCAGGAGACGCAGCCAGCAGCCCUCCGGUGCCGCACGGGGGAGACAGCAGCAGUCACAGUGAAGACAGCACCUCCCCGGCAACGACAGAGUCUGCAGCAGCAGCAGCGACAGACGCAGCAGCAGCAGCAGCAGCAGAAGGUGCUGGUGUCUUAGGGGAAGCAGCGAUGGAGCGCGACUGCCCUUCAUCUCCUUGCCGUCAGCAGCAGCAGCAGCAGCAGGAGCAGGAAGCUGAUCCUGCAGCAGCAGUAUCUGCAGAGCAGCAGAAGCUCUCAGAAGCGGAUAGUGCUGCAGAAGAUGGUGCAGCAGCAGAAGCUUCUCCAGCAGGUGCUUCUGCAGCAAGUGCUGCUGCAGCAACUGAGGAGGAGCUCCUGAACGAGGCGGAGAGGCCACUGCCAGAUGCAGCAGCAGCAGCAGCAGCAGCAGGGCAACCUGCUGCUGGUGCUUCUGUACUGUCUUCUCCCGAGGACAUCUCUACAGCUUGCCAACGCAACAGCAACAGCAAUAGCAGCAGCAGCAGCAACGGCAGCAGCAGCAGCAGCAGCAGCAACAGUAGCGGCGCUGCUUCUUUAGCUUCGCUUCUGUCGUUGCCGCUGCCUGCUGCUGGCGAAGAUUCAUAUUCACAGCAGCAGGAGCAGGAGCAGCAGCAGCAGGAGAAUCCUCGUCACGCGCUGGUGCUGCAGCAGCAGUUGCUGCAGCAGCUCAAGCACCACACGGAGACGCUGCGGUUGCUGCAGCAGCAGCAGCACAUUGUGCAUGCACGGGAGGCCCGGAGAGGCGCAUUUGAAGUGGAAGCAGCAGCAGCAGCAGCAAAAGCAGCAGCAAAGGCAGCAGCAGCCUAUGACAGGCAGCUGUCGCCCAUAGCAGCAGCAACUGCAGCUGCCGCCACUGCUGCUGCUGCUGAUCCUGGUGCGUCUUGUUCUGCUGCAGCAAAAGAUGAGGCAGCAGCAGAAGAUGCAGCAGACGCAACAGCUCCCGUUGCUGCUUCCUGUGAGCUGCUGCAGCAGCAGCAGCACGCUGGGGUGGCCGGGGCGCCCUCGUCUGGCAUCGCCGCUGCAGUGUCAGGCCUGCAGCAGCUGCUGCAGCAGCACUUGCUGCUGCUGCAGCAGCUGCUUUCCCACGGUCAGCAGCAGCAGCAGCAGCAGAUGGGAAUGGCUGCAGCAGACGCGAACUCCAGGGGCGAGGAGGCUCUUCAUUCCUUGAGGGAGCAGCUACAGCAGCAGCUGCUGCUGUUGCAGCAACAGCAGCGUGUGCUUGUUCGGCUGCAGCAGCAGAAGGACUCUGCGCAUGAGGAAGAAGAGCAGCAGCAGCAGCAGCAGGAAGCAACGGAAAGGAGCAGCGCGCGUCAGGCAGUGGCUAUGAACCUCCCUUCUGCUGCUGCUGGCGCAGCAGCAGCAGCAGCAGCAGCAGCUCCCUCAGUUGCUGGUUUCUCAUCCCUCUCUUCUUUAAAUGGGCCUCGCGUGUCGGAGUUGCUGCAGCAACAGCUUCAGCUGCAGCUGCAGCAGCAGCAGCAGGAGGGGCAUAAGUAUGAGGGGCAGAACAGCAACAGCAGCAGCAGCAGCAACGGCAGCAGCGGCAGCUACAGCGUCGAUUGGAGUCUGCCUCAGACAGCAGCGCGGCCUCUGAGUAGCGGGGGAACUUGUGCAGCAUCUCCUGCGACUGCAGCAGCAGCAGCAGCAGCAGCAGCAGACUCUCUUGCUGCUGCUGCUGCGCUACCUGACGGCCUCUUGGGGGCCCCUCCUGCUGCUCUUCUAGAAGCUGCUAAGGGGCGCUUAUACUGGAGCAGCAGCCGCUGCAGAUGGGUGCUGGAUUGGUGGGCGCCGCGGCAGCAACAGCAGCAACAAGAGCAGCAGCAGGAGGAUGAGCAUCAGGACGCCUCUGGGUGCGCUCCUGCAGCUCUUGGCAGCAGCAGCAGCAGCAGCAACAGCAACAGCAGCAGCAGCCAGCAGCGGCAGCAGAAGACGUUUGCAUGCAAGGCAUACUGCUCUGUGCCCACCCCCAUUGUAGCACAUAUGUUUCUGCAGAGGGCAGUGCUGCAUGGUAGAGAUGCAGCAGAGAGUUGGUUUAGAGAAGUAAGUUUGAGGGAGCAGCAGGCUGCCAGCGGCAGCAGGAAGGAGCAGCAGCAGCAGCAGCAGCAUCAGCUGCAGCAGCACGCACAGAAUGAGCCCCCUGGGAACUCGCAGCAGCACAAUACAGCUGCUGCUGCUGCCGCUGCUUCGGUUGGCCUGCAACAACACUCACCCCUGCAGCAGCAGCAGCAGCAGCAGCAACUCAUGCUGCAGCAACAGCUCCAGCAGCAGCUUCUUCUCCAACAACAGCAGCAGUCUCCAUUGUCAGCACUGCAGCAGCAGCAGCAGCAACAGAGCGCAGGGCCGUCACAGAAACAGCUGCAAACUUCGUUGUUGCAGCGGCAGCUGCAGCAGCAACUCCUGCAGCAGCAGGCGCUGCAGCAGCUCCAGCAGCAGCUGCUUCGCCAGAAGCAGCAGUUGGAGCAGCACAGCCAGAGGUGCAGCAACUCCGCAAGCCCGGGGCGCGCAGCAGCAGCAGCAGCAGCAGCUGCUGCUGCUGCUGCAGAGAAGUGCAGCGGCGUGCCAGGCGACUCUGAAACGCCUGCAAGCACCUGCAGCAGCUUGGGGGAGGAUGACCCACUGAGCAGCAGCAGCAGCAGCAGCAACGGGAGCGGCAGCAACAGCAGCAGCAGCGCAUUGCACAGAGGCGCCUACAACACCCGCGGCACGAAGCGGAAGCAGGCUCCUGCUACUGCAGCAACGGCAACCGCUGCGGGUAGUGUAUCCUCGGUGCUCCAGCCGCUGAAGUCAGAGCAUCAGCAGCAGCAGGGGGCAACAGCUGCUGCAGCAGAGGGGGAAGCAUCAGGGGAUGCGGCUAGUAACAGCAGCAGCAGCAGCAGCAGAGGCCGCAGACGAGCAGCAGAAGGUGCUGUCUUUCCAGGUUUUAGAAGACGGCGAACAUCUGACGCUUCUGCUGCAGACAGCGGCAGCUGCAGCGAUGAAGCAGCAGCAGCAGCAGCAGCAGCAGGUAGCGGUGCUGCAGCAGGAGGGUUGGGUGCCGCAAGCGCAGCGGAUGCUGCUUCCUUUUCCCUGCAGCAGCUGGAGACGGCUGGCAGCAGCGCGCUGCUGCUGGACAGCAGCAGCAGCAGCAGCGGGCCUCGGGGGCGCAGCAGCAUUGUUCGUUAUGAAAAAGACAGAGGCCGUUGGGUUGCAGAUUUCUACACAGAAGGAGGUAAAAGGAGACAGAAGUGCUUUCACUGCAACAGCUAUGGAGACAGAGCUUCAGCUGUCGCGCAGAUAUAUCUGCACGUAGCGGUUCAGAAUGGGAAGGAAGCAGCAGAGACGUGGCUGCGUCGCUUCCUAGAGGGGCAAGAGGCCCUGCCAGUGGAGCUGCUGCGUAGCCUGCAGCAGCAGCAGCAGCAGCAGCAGCAGCAGCAGCAGCAGCAGCAGCAGCUAGCAGGGGCGUCCCUUCAUUCCCGAUUGCAGCAACAGCAACAGCAGCAACAACGUGUUCGGUCUGGUGCUGUGGGUGUCGUCAAUACGUAA